AUGGCGGUGGUGGCGCCGCUGCUGGCGCUGCUGUACUCGGUGCCGGGGCUGUGCCGCUGGCUGGCGCGGCCCUACUACCCGCUCUCUGCCCUGCUCGCCACCGCCUUCCUGCUCGUCCGCAAGGUCCCGCCGCUCUGCCAAGGGCUGCCUUCCCAGCGGGAGGACGGCAACCCCUGCGACUUCGACUGGCGGGAGGUGGAGAUCCUCAUGUUCCUCAGCGCCAUCGUGAUGAUGAAGAACCGACGCUCCAUCACUGUGGAGCAGCACAUCGGGAACAUCUUCAUGUUCAGCAAAGUGGCGAAUGCCAUCCUCUUCUUCCGCCUUGACAUUCGCAUGGGCCUGCUCUACCUCACGCUCUGCAUAGUGUUCCUGAUGACCUGCAAGCCGCCCCUCUACAUGGGCCCCGAGUACAUCAAGUAUUUCAGCGACAAGACCAUAGAUGAGGAGCUGGACCGGGACAAGCGGGUGACCUGGAUCGUCGAGUUCUUCGCCAACUGGUCCAGCGAGUGCCAGUCCUUCGCCCCCAUCUUUGCUGACCUCUCUCUCAAGUACAACUGCUCAGGGCUGCACUUCGGGAAGGUGGACGUCGGCCGGUACACGGACGUCAGCACCAGGUCUGGGGGGGGGCCCCUCCACAGGUACAAGGUCAGCACCUCGCCCCUCACGAAGCAGCUGCCCACCCUCAUCCUCUUCCAGGGCGGGACGGAGACCAUGCGCCGGCCGCAGAUCGACAAGAAGGGCCGGGCCGUGUCCUGGACCUUCUCCGAGGAGAACGUGAUCCGGGAGUUCAACCUCAAUGAGCUCUACCAGAAGGCCAAGAAGCAGUCGAAGCCGCGGGAGGAGGGGCCCGAGGAGCCCCCCGCCGGGCACCCCCCCGGCGAGACCAAGAAGGACAAGUAGAAGCCGCCCUGUGCUGUCACCCAUCACCAUGUCACCGCCACCCGG
Molecule: messenger RNA, 945 nt
Organism: Gavia stellata (red-throated loon)
Lineage: Eukaryota; Metazoa; Chordata; Aves; Gaviiformes; Gaviidae
Gene: TMX2
Product: thioredoxin related transmembrane protein 2
Exons: 8
Coding region: 1-900 (299 amino acids)
Biological process (GO): brain development
Cellular component (GO): membrane-bounded organelle
Molecular function (GO): disulfide oxidoreductase activity
Source: RefSeq, a predicted model, not a curated record